AUGACAGAUGUAUGUGAAGGUACAAUAGAGUUGAACCUUGGGAAGGAUUUCAAAAUGAAGUUUGACAUCAAGGAUACAAUGAGGAAACCCACAAUAGAAGGUCAACUCUUUUACAUUGAAGAGAUGGAUCAGUUACCAGAUGAGCUUCAGGAGGAACUUCCUUUGGAAGAUCACUUGCAAAUAGCUCUAACCAAGGAUCAAUCUGAAGGGUACUUACACAUAGAAACUGAGGAGUAUUCGAGGAUGCUCGAUGCAUACAACUCGAUCCCGAGUUCGUUUUGCACUGAGGAGCUAGAUGAGACAGCCUUUGAGGUUCUGGCAGUGAACUCGACCAAGGACUUUAUCGAGUCAAGUCCGGGAUGUUCUAACUCGGUCGAGCCUAGCGUCAAAUGCAAGGAAAAGAUUUCUGGAGACUGGUAUGAGCUCAAGGCACCAAAAAUCGAUCUUAAACAUUUAUCUAAGGGCUUCAGGUAUGUGUUUCUGGGUGAGAACUCCACCUCUUCUGUGAUAGUUAACUCUGAAUUGAAACCUGAACAUUUGGAUGCAUUACUUGCUGAGUUGAGAAAAUACAGGAAAGCCAUUGGUUACAGACUUGAUGAUAUCAAAGGCAUUUCAUCUGAUUUGUGCAUUCAUAGGAUUCAUUUAGAUGAUGAGACUAAGUCAGCAUAG
Microthlaspi erraticum is the source of this 669-nucleotide messenger RNA. Lineage: Eukaryota; Viridiplantae; Streptophyta; Magnoliopsida; Brassicales; Brassicaceae. The record is from the annotation of a GenBank genome assembly.